This is a messenger RNA of Tetranychus urticae (two-spotted spider mite), 1449 nucleotides long. Its product is annotated as high mobility group protein DSP1. The record is from RefSeq and is a predicted model, not a curated record. Lineage: Eukaryota; Metazoa; Arthropoda; Arachnida; Trombidiformes; Tetranychidae. Gene Ontology annotation, cellular component: nucleus. Gene Ontology annotation, molecular function: DNA binding.
UGGAGCUCAAAAACUGGUUGCUUUUCUGGCUUUAACCAAUAGCAUUAAAUCCUAUUGGUUGUCUCUACAGCUCUUAUACAUAUACUUCUCCAUCUUACUCUUUGGUUUUAUUUUGUGUUGUAAGUGAAACUUAAUUGAAUUUAUCUAAAAAGUUAUCAAAAUGGGUAAAGGUGGUGAUUCAAAGCCAAAAGGACGUAUGUCUGCUUAUGCUUAUUUUGUUCAAACAUGUCGUGAAGAACAUAAAAAGAAACAUCCUUCAGAGAAUGUGGUAUUUGCUGAGUUCUCAAAGAAAUGUGCUGAAAGAUGGAAGACCAUGAAUGAGAAAGAGAAGCAACGUUUCCAUACAAUGGCUGAAAAAGACAAGAAACGGUAUGAUACAGAAAUGGCUGACUACAAGCCUUCUAAAAAUGAGAAAGGCGGUAAAAAGAGGAAACGGGCAAAGGAUCCUAAUGCACCUAAAAGGGCACUUUCUGCAUUUUUCUGGUUCUGUAAUGACGAGAGGUCAAAGGUAAAGGAGACUAUGCCAGAGUCUAGUGUAGGGGAAGUUGCCAAAGAACUUGGUCGGCGAUGGGGUAAUAUCAGUGAAAAGGACAAAUCUAAAUACGAAGCUCUUGCUGCUAAAGACAAAGCUAGAUAUGAAAAGGAAUCUAAUGCUUACAAGAACAAAAAACCUAAAGGAUCAGCUAAAAGCUCUAAGAAAGCCGAUUCUGAUGAUGAAGAUGAGGAAGAGGAGGAAGAAGAAGAAGAAGACGAUGACGAUGACGAUGAUGAUUAAACAUUCAUUUUAAACACAAAAAUUGAAAUCUGUAUUUUGCAGUAAUAGAAUCAUUAUGAUUUAACACGAUGAUCAACACCAUAAUCGUUGAUUGAGAGAGAAAGAAAAAAGAAAGAGUUGAAAAUGUAACAAUCAACUUUCCAUUUAAUUUCAUCCCUCCAGAUUCGUCGCCACUUAUUCAUCGAAGACUUUGGAAGUUGACAAAAAAUGAAAUGCUUAAUUGAACCCAAGUCAAUUAAAAAAAUAAAUUAGCAGAUGGUAAAUUCUUAGUCGACUUUAUCAAUCCAACAAUUAGGAUUCAAAACAUUCAAAAAUGAGUAAAUCUCAAGACCUUAGAUUUCUAAUCCAUUUUCCUUACGCCUUCAAGAUUGUCUGACCCUUUUUCUCUCUUUCUUUUUCUCGUUCUCUCUCUCAACCACUCCCCGUCGUCGAAUUAUUAUCACAAUUUUGUCUUUUCCCAAUAUCGUAUCUCAAUCGUUUACUUCAUUUUUAUCAAUCAAAAUCACUUUAAGUUACAUUUUACUCUAAUACAAAAACAAAUAUAAAACCGCCCAACCUUCACUUUCUGAGGAAAUUUCACUCAUACACAGAUCCAUACACAAGACAAUUCCUCUAUCAAUUUCUCAAUUUCAAUAUUAUUAUUUUGAUCAUAAUAAUACUUUACUCAUCUCCAA